Microsporum canis CBS 113480 is the source of this 1533-nucleotide messenger RNA. Its product is annotated as orotate reductase (NADH2). The coding region runs from base 1 to 1533 and encodes 510 amino acids. Gene Ontology annotation, molecular function: dihydroorotate dehydrogenase activity. Gene Ontology annotation, biological process: 'de novo' pyrimidine nucleobase biosynthetic process; pyrimidine ribonucleotide biosynthetic process. The transcript has 2 exons. NCBI's taxonomy places the organism in Eukaryota, Fungi, Ascomycota, Eurotiomycetes, Onygenales, Arthrodermataceae. The record is from RefSeq and is a predicted model, not a curated record. Gene Ontology annotation, cellular component: mitochondrial inner membrane; cytoplasm.
AUGAUUAUAAGACAGCUACGCUUUGGCUCAAUACCAAUGGCCGGUUCCCGCGCUGUCGCAGCAUGCUCUUGCUCACGAUCCCACAUAAUACGGAGCUACUCCCUGCCCCAGUCUCAGCGGCUGAGCGCCAGAAAGGCAUCCACCGCCGCAGGUGAAUCCCAGGCGAGCACGACGAUAAACGUGACGCCGAAACCAAAACGAAAGUCGAGGGGAACUGUCUGGACUGCCCUCGUUGUGGUUGGGUUGGGUUGCGGAUAUGUUUACAUCACAGAUACAAGAGCCGGAGUACAUCAAUGGCUGGUGCCGCCCAUGCUGCGAUGGAUAUAUCCGGAUGCGGAAGAUGCUCACCAUUUUGGAGUCGACAUGCUUAAAUCGCUAUACCGAUAUGGCCUACAUCCGCGUGAGAGAGGGAAUCCCGAUGGAGACGGUAAAUUGGUAACCAAGGUGUUUGGAUAUACAUUGUGCAAUCCAAUUGGCAUCUCUGGCGGCCUUGAUAAAGACGCGGAAAUCCCAUCCCAGCUAUUCGAACUUGGGCCAGCGAUUGUCGAAGUGGGAGGAACUACGCCUCUUCCACAGGCAGGAAAUCCGAGACCGAGAGUGUUCCGUAUACCUUCACAGAACGCGCUGAUCAACCGAUAUGGGCUCAAUUCGAAGGGCGCAGAUAACAUGGCUUUGCUUCUCAGGCAGAGAGUCCGUGAUUUCGCUUACUCGGAAGGCUUUGGCUUGGGAGAUGCUGCUGAGCAACGGGUUCUGGAUGGAGAGGCUGGUGUCCCUCCAGGAAGCUUGACAGAGGGCAAGCUCCUUGCCGUACAAGUGGCCAAGAACAAAACUACCCCUGAUGGUGACAUUGAGGCCAUCAAAAGAGACUAUGUCUACUGUGUCAACCGACUUGCGAAAUACGCUGAUAUACUGGUCGUAAAUGUCUCCAGUCCCAACACCCCAGGACUAAGGGAUCUGCAGCGUGUCGAACCGCUAACAAAGAUCUUGACCGGCGUUGUUCAGGCGGCAAAGCAAGCUGACCGCCAGACUAAGCCGUUUGUGAUGGUAAAAGUCAGCCCGGAUGAGAACUCAGACGAGCAGAUAAGCGGUAUCUGUGAUGCCGUUACCAAGGCCGGAGUCGACGGCAUUAUCGUUGGAAAUACUACUAACAAGAGACCCGAAGCUUUACCCAAGGGCUAUACCAUGUCCAACACGGAGCGAAACACUCUUUUUGAAACAGGUGGGUUUUCCGGGCCACAGCUAAUUGACGGUACAGUGGCGUUGGUUGCAAAAUACCGAGCUGAGCUUGACCAGCGCGGUACCCCUACAGGACCGGCUGUGGAUGAAGAGAGUGUGCCACCGACCGAUCCCACACUCAGCCAACCUCGAAAAGUUAUCUUUGCUUCUGGGGGUAUUACCAACGGAGCACAGGCGCUUGCAGCAAUCAAUGCGGGUGCUGAUGUGGCUAUGCUCUAUACUGGUUUGGUGUAUGGUGGAAGCGGGACUAUCACCAGGAUGAAGGAAGAAAUGCGGGCGGCUAUAAAAUCUACCUAA